AUGAUUACAGAUAAGAAAAUUCGUACUAAAAAAAUUGUAGUCAAUUAUUCUCCUCGGCACUUUGCUGAUGCGGUCCCUCGCACUAAUUUUAUCCAAAUCUUGUCUUGUCAAUGUCGGUACAACUGCGUUAAGCUUUUCCACAUCUUGCCAACUUCAGCAAAAAGGGCUAGGGGGAGACCUCCUGGUUCUGGCAAGAAGCUUCAACUUGAAGCUCUGGGAUCAUCAGGAGUCGGGUUUAUGCCGCACGUUAUCGCUGUCAAAGCGGGAGAGGAUGUAUCAUCAAAAAUAAUAUCAUUUUCUCAACACGGUCCCAGAGCCGUCUGCAUCCUGUCAGCAAAUGGAGCCAUAUCAAACGUUACUCUUCGCCAACCAGCGACAUCUGGCAGGACUGUAACUUAUGAGAUGGUUGCGAGUAGUUUUAUUGCAGAGAGUCGAAAGGAAUAUAACUCAGCAUACCAGAUGGAAACUCUAUCUGCCCCACCAAAGCUUGCUCCAGGUGGUGUGCCAACAGGGGACACCAGCCCACCGCCUCGUGGUACUCUAAGUGAAUCUUCGGGUCGGCUGCGUAGCCCGCUUAAUGAGAGCCCAGGAGGCUGCAAUAACAACAACCCACAAGGCAUGUCAAAGUUGCCAUGGAAGUAAAUCCUGCUUAACUUUGUAGUCUUCGACUAAUUGUGUAGGGGCAUGGGCUUUUGGGUUGUGUUGUGCUAUUACUAUUCAACAUAGGCAGAAUCGUUGCCUUGUUUAAGUGAAGUAGAAUAAAACUACAGGAUGUUGGUUGCUAGACUGCUAGAAAGGGCAUCCCAAACACGGUUAGUGGAAUUUAUCCGUUUCUCUAUCCAUCGAGGUGAUAUUGAUGCGAGUUGAGUUUGGCUGGAUUUUGCUCUCUCUCUCUCUCUCUCUCUCUCUCUCUCUUUUUAAUUUUUAAAAUUUUAUUUUU
Molecule: messenger RNA, 940 nt
Organism: Durio zibethinus
Lineage: Eukaryota; Viridiplantae; Streptophyta; Magnoliopsida; Malvales; Malvaceae
Product: AT-hook motif nuclear-localized protein 10-like
Molecular function (GO): minor groove of adenine-thymine-rich DNA binding
Source: RefSeq, a predicted model, not a curated record